Messenger RNA from Trichophyton benhamiae CBS 112371, 906 nucleotides. RefSeq lists its product as uncharacterized. The coding region runs from base 1 to 906 and encodes 301 amino acids. The record is from RefSeq and is a predicted model, not a curated record. Gene Ontology annotation, biological process: protein import into peroxisome matrix, docking. Gene Ontology annotation, cellular component: peroxisomal membrane; cytosol. NCBI's taxonomy places the organism in Eukaryota, Fungi, Ascomycota, Eurotiomycetes, Onygenales, Arthrodermataceae. The transcript has 2 exons.
AUGGCAGACGCACUCUGCGGCCCUUCAAAUGCUCUACAGAACUUCCAGAAACAUGCUUCUGUAGACCGGACCCUUCAGCAGGAUAGGAUCUCUACGCGACAGUCUCCUGCUCAGGGGUUUCGAUCAAAUACGUCGUCCCAGGGACAACUAGAUGCAGCGUUCAAUGCUUUCGAAGCUGGCCACUCGGCUCCGUUGCUAGAUCAGCCCAAUAAUAUAAACACCUUCCUACCUCCGCCUCCCCAGUUCGCGCCCCAGCCGGCUGCAGACGUUUCCAGCUGGGCUACUGAUUUCCAAAACCUACAUAUUGCCGGACCGCAGUUACAGCAACCACUACAUCAGACCAAAGUUGAUACGCCUACAUUUCAAGCUAACUUGGCCGGCCGUCACCAUGAGCCCGCGCGUGGGGUACAGCAAACCCCACAAUCUUCCAUGUUCCAGGGGAGUAUGGGUUACCGACCUGGAAUGGGCAUGUUGAGUAAUCCCGGAUUUGCUCGACCAGAUAAUUAUACACCGGCCACUAGUGAAAGCUUGCAAAGCCAGUCGAAGCCAGCCGAGGUCUUUGACGAUUCUGCCUUUGAAGCGGCAUUUGCGGAGGCCCGCGCAGAAAUUGAGUUACAGGAAUCUGCGCGGCAACAGGAGAAUUUAGAACCGACACCAGAGGUGCCAGAGCGAGCGCCACUUGAGACCAUUAGAAUCGGUUCCGACAAUAUACCCGCCCAGCUUAAAGAAGGAAUGAACGAGUCUGAUGAACUGUCCAAGACCGCGGGAGAGCUACUUGACCGUGUGAGCCAUGAUCAAAGCCAGAAGUUCAAACAGAGCAACUUCCUUGCUUUGAUGAGACAGCUCCGUGACCGCGAAAUUGUCGUCGACGGUGACGAGUUCCGCAAAGUCAGUACUCACUCAUAG